AUGAGCCCUUAGAGACCUGAUUUAAAACAUAUAGAAUUAGUCUGGGCUCUUAUGAAUAGGGAAUUUUAAAUGAAGAUUUAGUUGAAACUUGAACAUUAAUGUUUAAAAUGUAAUCAAGGUUAUUCUUUGCAUUAUAGUGGUAAGUGUUUUUAAUGCCCUACAAAUUGUUUGGAUUGUGUUUUUGGAGGAUUUUAUAAUUAGCAAAGUAUUAAUUGGAGUGAGUUAUAGGACUAAUAUAGCUCUUAAUUCUUAUCAUAACUAUCUUCUGAAGAAUAUUCUUUAAGAUGUACUCAGUGUCAAUAAGGCUUUACAGUGUAAUCUACUUACCAAGGAUGUGAUCCUUGUGGUUAAAAUUGUAAACAGUGCUAUACAGGAAUGCCUAAUUAUAAUCACUCUAAUUAAUUAAACUUUGAUCCAAAUUUCUUGUCUAUAGCGACUUUAAUUUAUAAAUGCAUAGAGUGCUUGAACACUUCAUUAAAGUUUUUUGAUGAUGUGACUUGUUAAAAAACAACAAUUUCAAAUUGCUAAAUCGAAUAUAAUGUAGUAUAGGCUGGCUUUCCAUAUAUACUGAGUUCAAAUUCUUGGAAGCUUAAUAAUAAUGUUGCUCCUUACUGCUACUAAUGCAUUUAACCUUACUUUAAUGUCUAAAAUUAAUAAUGCUUAAGAAGUAGAGACACAUGUUUUAAUUUAUCUUAUUAUUACAGUUAUUGUAUUCAAUUAAUUAAAUAGCAGUUUUAUGCACUUAAAAUAUAUAAAACUGUAUAAGUUGCUAUUCAUAUAUAGAUUAAGACACCAAUUAUAAGAUUUAUUAAUGCACUAAAUGCCAAGAUAAUUAUGUAAUAACACUCUAAGGAUGCCUUCCCUGUCCAACUGGUUGUGAUGGAAUCAUAAAUUAUAGUGACCAAUUUACAUUUAACUAGCCAUUUUAUUCUUUAAAGUUUCGUUAAAAUCUAAUUAAUGAUAAUAAAGCAUACUUAUUUUGUACAUAGUGCUAAGAUGGUUACUACUAUAAAGAUUAUAAAUGCAUUUAACUACAGUGUGAUCCAACUUGCUAAUCUUGCCAGCUCUACAAAAAUUAAAUUUUAAAGUGUCUAUAAUGCAAUUAUAUGCUUAAUUUUGACCAAAAUCACUCUGCCUGUCACAUAUGUCCCUACCCGUGCUAAGUCUGUGAGAAAGUUGGAGAAACAAAGGAUAAUCCAUUUAAUAUUUACAGUUCAUUGUGUAAAAAAUGUAAAGAUAAUUUGCCUAUUCCUUAAAUAAUUCCUAUAAGUGACAGAAGCAACUAUAAAUGGGUAUAUGAUAGCAAAAGACAAAAAUGCUUGUUAUGUUUGA
Molecule: messenger RNA, 1332 nt
Organism: Tetrahymena thermophila SB210
Lineage: Eukaryota; Ciliophora; Oligohymenophorea; Hymenostomatida; Tetrahymenidae
Exons: 10
Source: RefSeq, a predicted model, not a curated record